GAAAAAAAAGAAGCUCUCUCUCUCUCCUCUCUCUCUCUCUCUCUCUCUCUCGCGUUGGUAGGACUGUGUCUUAGUUCGGUGCGGUUCUCAUACGCUAUAUCGAGGCUGUCACAUAUACGUAUUGAAGAUGAUUAAUACUCCUGCGCUUACUGCACGUGUAUUCACAUUCUAGGGCUUUCACCCUGUCCGAUUCAGGUACUACGACUAGUUGUUGUUUGAAGAUCUCGGUUCUUUGUCUGAUUUUGAUUCCCGAGAAACUCUCCUCCAACUGUCCAGCUCGAUCCGAUUCGGAUUCAGAAGUCAUAACAAACAUAUAUAUCGAGAGAGAGAGAGAGAGAGAGAGAGAGAGAGAUAGAGAGAGUUGGAAAAGUCACCGUCUUCUCGCUUUCGGUGCGCGCUUCAACAUGGGAAUCGUUUCUGUUAGGCUUCUCGGUGGUUGAGGUUCAUCGUCAACAUGCCUUCUCUUCAGCUAUUGCAGUUAACUGAACGUGGUCGCAGCCUUUUGGGUUCGAAGAGGAAGAUUUUAUUACUUGCUACCGGCGUGAUAGUUGGUGGUGGGACUGCUGCAUAUCUGCAAUCUCGGUAUGGUAGCAAAAAGCCUGAUUCUUAUGGUCAUUGCAACGGGCUCAGUGAUAAUAAUGAACAAUUGGAGGUGGCGGGUGGAAACGAAAAUAUUGUUAAGAAAAGUAGGCAAAAAAAGAAAAGUGCAUUGAAGUCACUUCAAGUUUUGGCUGCAAUUCUUCUAUCUCGUAUGGGGCGCAUUGGUGCAAGGGAUAUUCUAGCUUUAGUUGCCAUAGCGGUGUUGCGAACUGCUUUGAGCAAUAGAUUAGCAAAAGUGCAAGGAUUCCUAUUCCGUGCUGCUUUUCUUCGACGCGUACCAAUCUUUUUCCGUCUGAUUUUUGAAAAUCUUGUACUUUGUUUCCUUCAGUCAACCUUGCAUUCUACAUCAAAGUACGUAACAGGGACUUUAAGCCUCCGGUUCAGAAAAAUAUUGACAAAGCUUAUCCAUACCCAGUAUUUUCAGAACAUGGUGUACUACAAAAUAUCACAUGUUGAUGGUCGGAUACCUAAUCCAGAACAAAGGUUUGCUAGUGAUGUGCCAAGGUUCUGUUCCGAGUUAAGUGACCUUGUACAGGAGGAUCUUAUAGCCGUUACUGAUGGUCUGCUCUAUACUUGGCGCCUGUGUUCUUACGCAAGCCCAAAAUAUGUUUUCUGGAUACUGGCCUAUGUAUUAGGAGCGGGGACAAUGAUCAGAAACUUCUCCCCUGCAUUCGGGAAACUAAUGUCUAAAGAGCAACAAUUGGAAGGGGAGUAUCGGCAGGUUCACUCACGAUUAAGGACUCAUGCUGAGAGCAUAGCAUUUUAUGGAGGUGAAACUAGAGAAGAAUCUCAUAUUCAGGAGAAGUUUAAAACUCUUGUUCGGCAUAUGAGCGUUGUUCUUCAUGACCACUGGUGGUUUGGCAUGAUCCAAGAUUUCUUGCUUAAGUAUCUCGGUGCUACGGUUGCUGUUAUCUUGAUUAUUGAGCCCUUCUUUUCUGGUGACCUAAGACCUGACACUUCAACUUUAGGAAGGGCAGAGAUGUUGAGCAAUCUACGAUAUCAUACUAGUGUUAUAAUAUCACUGUUUCAGUCCCUUGGAACCCUUUCCAUUAGUUCAAGGCGGCUAAAUCGACUUAGUGGUUAUGCAGAUCGUAUUCAUGAACUGAUGACCAUAUCAAGGGAGCUAAUUGUUCAAGAUACACCUUCUCUGCGAAGAAAUGGGAGUAGGAAUUAUGUUACCGAAGCUAAUUACAUCGAGUUUUCUGAUGUCAAGGUUGUUACCCCAACUGGUAAUGUUUUGGUGGAGGAUUUAACCCUUAAGGUUGAAUCAGGAUCUAAUCUAUUAAUUACGGGUCCGAAUGGUAGCGGCAAAAGCUCACUUUUCCGAGUUUUAGGAGGGCUUUGGCCACUGGUGUCUGGCCAUAUUGUGAAACCUGGAGUCGGUUCUGAUCUCAAUAAGGAAAUUUUCUAUGUGCCGCAACGACCAUACACAGCAGUAGGAACCCUACGCGACCAGUUAAUCUAUCCUCUUACUGCGGAUCAAGAGGUUGAGCCACUGACAUCCAGUGCAAUGGUUGAGCUGUUGAAAAAUGUUGACCUUGAGUACCUAUUAGAACGGUACCCACCUGAAAAGGAGAUAAAUUGGGGCGAUGAACUCUCUCUGGGUGAACAACAAAGAUUAGGAAUGGCCAGGCUCUUCUACCAUAAACCCAAAUUUGCUAUUCUUGAUGAAUGCACCAGUGCCGUGACAACUGAUAUGGAGGAACGCUUUUGUGCAAAAGUCCGAGCAAUGGGAACAUCUUGCAUCACCAUAUCCCAUCGCCCAGCGUUAGUGGCAUUUCAUGAUGUGGUCCUUUCCUUGGAUGGAGAAGGAGGCUGGCGUGUUUAUUACAAGAGGGAUGAUUCUCCAGUUAUUACUGAAUGUGACGUUAAUACAAUGAAGCUUUCUGAUACGGAACGCCAAAGUGGUGCAAUUGCUGUUCAACGUGCGUUUGCCAAUACCAGAAAGGAUUCUUCAUUCGCAAACGGAAAGUCACAAUCAUAUACUCCAGAGUUAAUAGCGUCAUCUCCCUUUGUGGACUGUGAUGUCAAAUUGCCUGUCGUUCCACAACUCCAGAGUGCUCCAAGGUUAUUACCACUGAGAGUAGCUGCCAUGUUUAAAAUACUGGUACCCACAAUGCUUGAUAAACAGGGAGCACAACUCCUUGCAGUUGCUUUACUUGUGAUCUCGCGAACGUGGAUAUCAGACCGCAUUGCCUCUCUAAAUGGUACCACUGUAAAGUAUGUCUUGGAGCAAGAUAAGGACGCCUUCAUUCGGUUGAUUGGUAUCAGUGUUCUUCAGAGUGCUGCAUCUUCUUUCGUUGCACCUUCUUUGAGACACUUGACAGCGAGGCUUGCCCUUGGAUGGAGGUUUCGGUUGACACAACAUUUACUGAAGAACUACUUGAGAAAGAAUGCAUAUUACAAGGUGAUCCACAUGUCGAGAAUGAAUAUUGAUGCAGAUCAGAGGCUAACUCAAGACCUUGAGAAGUUAACCACUGACCUGUCAGGGCUGGUUACGGGAAUGGUAAAGCCAUCUGUUGACAUUUUAUGGUUCACCUGGAGAAUGAAGCUGCUGACUGGAAGGAGAGGAGUUGCCAUUUUAUAUGCUUAUAUGUUACUUGGUCUAGGUUUUCUAAGAAGUGUUGCUCCUGAUUUUGGUGACCUGGCCAGUCGAGAACAACAACUUGAAGGAAGCUUUAGGUUCAUUCAUGAGAGACUGCGUACACAUGCUGAAUCUGUUGCAUUUUUUGGGGGUGGUGCCCGAGAGAAAAUGAUGGUCGAAUCAAGAUUCCAGGAGCUUCUUGAUCACUCUAAGAUACUUCUUAAGAAGAAAUGGUUAUUUGGUAUACUUGAUGACUUUAUCACCAAGCAACUCCCGCAUAACGUUACUUGGGGCUUGAGCUUGUUGUAUGCUAUGGAACACAAGGGAGACCGGGCCUCAACUUCCACUCAAGGCGAGCUGGCUCAUGCACUGCGUUUCUUAGCAUCUGUCGUAUCCCAAAGCUUCAUGGCUUUUGGUGAUAUUCUUGAACUACAUAGGAAGUACCUUGAACUCUCUGGAGGUAUAAAUCGAAUUUUUGAGCUGGAGGAGCUUCUUGAUGUUGCUCAAAAAGAUGAUCCGGUUGCUUUUGAUGAAUCGCCAAUUCAAUUGACAGAACCUCUCUCUACUGAUAUCAUUUCCUUCUCCAAGGUUGAUAUUGUUAGCCCCGCACAGAAAAUGCUGGCUACAAAGUUGACUUGUGAUAUAGUACCAGGGAAAAGCCUGCUUGUUACUGGUCCAAACGGGAGUGGGAAAAGUUCUGUCUUCAGAGUCCUUCGAGGCCUUUGGCCAGUUGUCAGUGGAAGACUUGUCAAGCCAUCUCAACAGCUUGAUGAAGAGUCUGGAUGCGGUUGUGGCAUCUUUUAUAUUCCGCAGCGACCUUAUACGUGCUUAGGAACUCUAAGGGAUCAAAUCAUAUAUCCACUCUCUCUCAAGGAAGCAGAGGAAAGGACCUUAGCUUUGUAUAGAAAUGGUGAAAUGUCAGUUCCCCCCACAACGAUUCUUGAUGGGCGUUUAAAAGCGAUUCUAGAGAAUGUUAAAUUGCUCUAUCUCCUGGAAAGAGAAGGUGGUUGGGAUACUAGCCAGAACUGGGAAGACAUCCUCUCUCUUGGAGAGCAGCAGAGAUUAGGCAUGGCACGCCUCUUCUUUCACAAGCCGAAAUUCGGCAUUCUUGACGAGUGCACCAAUGCCACAAGUGUUGAUGUCGAAGAGCACCUUUAUAGGCUAGCACGUGAAAUGGGGAUCACUGUUGUUACCUCCUCCCAGCGUCCCGCUUUAAUACCAUUCCAUUCGACGGAACUACGAUUUAUUGACGGUGAAGGCAAGUGGGAGCUUCGUGCAAUUAAGCAGUGAGUUGAUACUGUCAAUCACCAUUUCUGCUAUUUUCUCUUAUACAAUUCGUCGUCAUGUCCUGGAUGUGUGGUGGUGCGAGCACUUUCAAAUUUAACUGUUCUACGGCUGGUCGCGGCACGCGCACAAUUAGGGCCGGAAAGCAAAGCUUAGCAUACCAGAAAGGUGUUCUGUUUCUUAGUACCAUAUUAGAGAUUAUUCAUUCUUAUUUAUUGAGUUAUAUAUUUAGCAUUAUGUAUAGGCAUUUAUUUGCUAUUCAUAGCUGGUUCUUGUAUGUUGUAAAAAGAAAACUUGAUGCUUAAAUCAUUUUGGUUUCCCCAUAAAUAAAAUAACCACCAGGGAAACCUGGGGGUUCCCCUA
Molecule: messenger RNA, 4831 nt
Organism: Rhododendron vialii
Lineage: Eukaryota; Viridiplantae; Streptophyta; Magnoliopsida; Ericales; Ericaceae
Product: ABC transporter D family member 1
Exons: 26
Coding region: 455-4474 (1339 amino acids)
Biological process (GO): very long-chain fatty acid catabolic process; fatty acid beta-oxidation; long-chain fatty acid import into peroxisome
Cellular component (GO): peroxisomal membrane
Molecular function (GO): long-chain fatty acid transmembrane transporter activity; ATP binding; ATP hydrolysis activity
Source: RefSeq, a predicted model, not a curated record